Molecule: messenger RNA, 369 nt
Organism: Chrysochloris asiatica (Cape golden mole)
Lineage: Eukaryota; Metazoa; Chordata; Mammalia; Afrosoricida; Chrysochloridae
Gene: MICOS13
Product: chromosome unknown open reading frame, human C19orf70
Exons: 4
Coding region: 1-369 (122 amino acids)
Biological process (GO): cristae formation
Cellular component (GO): MICOS complex; mitochondrial crista junction
Source: RefSeq, a predicted model, not a curated record
AUGGUGGCAAGGGUGUGGUCGCUGGUGAGGUUUCUCAUCAAGGGCAGCGUGGCAGGGGGCGCGAUCUACCUGGUGUAUGACCAGGACUUGCUGGGGUCCAGCAACAAGAGCCAGGAGGCCCUUCGGAAGGCGGAAGAGGUGGUCCCGCCAGCCGUGUACCAGUUCAGCCAGUACGUGUGCAAGCAGACGGGGCUGCAGAUACCGCAGAUCCCACCUCCUCCAAAAUUUAACUUUUCCUUCCGGGACUCCUGGAAUUCAGGUAUUAUCACCGUGAUGUCAGCACUGUCGGUGGCCCCCUCCAAGGCCUUCACCUACUCCCAGGAGGGCUGGGCUUAUGUCAAAGAACGUGCCAAGGAACAUUCCAAGUAG